AUGAGAUCCUUAUUGGUUGUCCUGCCAUGGCUACUAGCUGUGCCUGUGGUGGCAAGCCAGGCUGAGGAAGCUUGUGCAACCCACCUCGUGCAGAGGAAGGCACAGGCACGCUUCGCUGAGGCGAGUUCUAGCAACAACAAGAAGUUGGGGGACGGAAAGAUAUGGGAUGUGUUCGAUUUCAUUGGUGCUGUUCACCACAAGUCUGGCGUCUACCUUUUGCACAAGAUUUGGUUCUACUUGUUCCAGGGCGUCCUGGGUGCUCAUGAUGACGACAUGGGUAUGGUCAUAACACCUUGCUACACAAUGUGCCGGAACACCGAUGCGCCCAUCCUCUGGAUGGUUGACAUGAUGUCGCCCGAGCUCGUGGAGCGUGAACGGGCCAGUGCGAAAGCGAAGGGAAAAGGCUUGCGAGUGGCAGGACUCCUCAGAAACCCUGUUACCAUGGCUGUGUCUGCUUACUGCUACCAUGCCGGUGGUGCAGAGAAAUUGAACUUGGUCUUUAUGCCUCCAGGAUGGCCCUUGGUCAACGUAGAAACAAUGCCCCCAGAAUUGGGGAUCCCCUUCGUCGCAGAGCGAAUGCUCCAGUAUGUGAAAAACAUGACAGAUUUGUACGAGCAGGACGGUAAUGCGUUCUUGCACUACGAGAAAGCAACAUCUUCUUCUGAGGCGUUUGACCAGGAGGUGAAACAGUUUUUGGAUGCUUUAGUCGGCGACAUCAUCUCGAACGAUGAGAUGGAGCAGGCGCUCGAAGCGGCGACGUGGGCAGACCUGCACCGCCACCCCGAAAGCGAUGAAGGCCACACCACCGACUACGAGUGUAGGGCAAAGACCCAAGAAGCAUUCGCUUCGGUCGUGCAAGAAGACGUUCUGGCAGAUCCACCUUGGCUAGCGGCCAGCGCCGUGAAGGUUCUCUUCAAAAGUGCAGGCAGCUCUCCCGUUGCUUUCAGGCCGUUCCGAAAGCAGACGAGCUGGCAAAGAUUCUGGAAAUGUGACCUCGGCCGAGUGUUCGAUGUGCAGGGUCCUCUUUCGACCGCUUGCAAUGCAUGCCCUGAUGAUGCGAAGACUUCCGUGGUGGACAUUAGUCAGGCAGCCGUAGGCUCAAACCCACCUUGCUGCGCUCACGAAGCGCCACCAGGUAUCGUCUCGCGCUCAGGUUUGCACCUCGUCGGCCAGCGCGAUCAACUGCAGGGCUCCCGUCGCAGCAGGUACCGACUGUGGCUGAAGACAGGCUGCCUCCUUGGCAAGAGAUCUGCACAAACAGCAUGGGCUUCCGUCGAACAGACCAUGACCGACGUCGUUGGCUGGGCUACAAAGAAAACCUCUGACGGACUCAUCUCUGGAGAGAUCAACCAGAACUGGCUGUUUUGCAUCCCUAUUCAAGUUGGCCCGGCCACAGAAUAUGCCAGGGGUGCUCGGCAUUGGUUCGCCUUCAUCAUCCUCACGCAAGUGGGCCAAGCCGUGGCGCAACUGAUUCUCAGCGGUGCUUUGCUGACGUCCAUCAUGAUGGCUGUUACCGCGCUCAUUGGGCUUUAUGCUUGGUAUCAAGAUAUGAAUAUCACAUACAUUUGUCUCUGGGGAGCCGCAAGCCUUUUCCAAGGGCUCAUGACCUGUAUCUCCAGCUUGCUUCCAGCAAUCACCGGCGUGCUGUCGUUUGACGUUUGGAGCCUGGUGCUGCUCAUAAGCGUUCCUGUGGUAUAUUUCCUGGCAGCAGCAUUCGCCUGGCAUCUUUACAACGACUACGCGGAGGAUCACGGAAAAAAAGCCUAUGCUUUCGAUCCUUUCGGCAAGUAUGCUGCCAAGUACGACCCGCUGGCGAAAGUGCCCAUAUCGGACAGUAUGCUGGACAAAGCUGCAGACCGCCUCUUCACAUCAGAGGGAGGUCCCAUCUUCCAAGGCGGCGAUUAUGGCUCAACAGUGGCGAUAGCUCUGUCCAACGGUCUGACUCAAAUUCAGCCGGUGGUGCUGGUUGCGGGUGUCGCCGUGGCAGUGUUUACACAGCCCUACGGCCUGACUGUCCCACCGCUCGGAUCUCGGUAUCUCAAGGACAAGUUCGUUGGCAAAGCCAGCGACCAUGUGGCGCUGUUGACAGCAUGGGGACCCAAGGCGAUAGCUGACAGUGAGGGCGAAUUCGGAGAAGUGGCUGCCUUGAUGCGAUUAUCUCUCAAGGCCUAUCAGACGACGCUGCAGGCGAACAAGACGGACUUUCAGUUCGAGGUAAGCCGAGAGGGUGAAGGUCGAGACUGCUUGGUCAUGCCACCUUCUAACUUCGCACUCCUGGGCCUGAAGGAUACCUUUCACAUGCUGCUCAAGGGUUUCCGGGUGCUCCUCAUCGUGCAGCCACGGUUUUUCCCUCACUUUCGGGAAAUACAGCUAGACUUGGCCAGCUGCGGUUUGCCAGACGGUCUCGUCGAGGUUCUGCCUGGCAUCACUCCUGAUGCUGAUCCAGAGGUCCUACACGAGGCGCUUAGGCAAGUGGACCGUUUGCAGUUCACAGGUUCCUCGGCCAUGUUCAAGAGCCUUGUUUUGAAGGCUCUUGAGUUGGGAAACCUGCGCAUGGAGCACGCCGGCGAGGUCAGCGGAUUGAACAAGGUUCGGUUGGACAACGUUUCAGUGUCGCAUCCAGCUGUGGCACGUGGUACGUGCUGGGCAGCCAUGGCAAACAACGGCGAGCUCUGCACAUCUGCUUCCUUGGUGGAGUUUGACACAUCCGUGGGAGACAAUGCCGAGAUGGUCAAGACUGCCUUGGACGAGGCGCAGAAGGCCUUCAACAUAGGGAGAGAUCCUGCUGACACCAGGCUCGACAUACUCUUGAGAGACGGGAAGACGGAGCAGCUGGAAGUGAAGACACAGGAGCCAGCCGAUGGAUUCCGGGAGUGGUGGGAGAAAGCCAUCCUGGCAGCCCCGAGGGACGGGCCGCUUCAGCUACGCACAAAUCAGUCCCUAGGACACUGCGUCUAUGCACCAAGCGUUAGUCGUGCCGUCGAGCUCGGGACCAAGGAGGAUGCGUCGAACAUCUAUUGUGUCGGGGUGCCACAGGAAGCAUCUGCCCCAUCUGCACGUGCGGGCACCACGGGCGCCAAGCUGCCAGAGAGUGCCUUCGGCGGAAUGAAGAGUUACACUUACGCCGUCGCUGGUGACCAUGAUGGCGUCGGCACUGUCCAGACCCUCUUUGACGUCACCAAGCGACGAGGACCAAACUACCGCGACCAGGAGGAGGCAUAUGCUCAGUACGAACUGACGGAAGUGGCUGAGAUGCUCCUCGAAUUUCUGUCGCCCAGAGAUCAGAUGAGCUUCACAAAGCAAAUCUCCAAUGUGUUGGAGAUCUUCUCGGCUUUCCAGCCAGAGCUGACGGCGUCCUACGGUGGUCAAGGACUAGUGAAUGCAGACGGCCGGAGCCAGUUGGUGACGCUGCAAGUGCUAAAGCCGGACGAGACCUCGGGAUAUCGACAUGGAGAAUACUUGUUUCUGAGCUGUCGAGUUUGCAAGGGUGUGCAGUGA
This is a messenger RNA of Symbiodinium sp. CCMP2592, 3498 nucleotides long. The record is from the annotation of a GenBank genome assembly. Lineage: Eukaryota; Dinophyceae; Suessiales; Symbiodiniaceae.